This is a messenger RNA of Athene cunicularia (burrowing owl), 860 nucleotides long. RefSeq names its product marginal zone B and B1 cell specific protein (gene MZB1). The transcript has 4 exons. Gene Ontology annotation, biological process: regulation of B cell proliferation. NCBI's taxonomy places the organism in Eukaryota, Metazoa, Chordata, Aves, Strigiformes, Strigidae. The record is from RefSeq and is a predicted model, not a curated record. Bases 1 to 582 code for a protein of 193 amino acids. Gene Ontology annotation, cellular component: extracellular region; endoplasmic reticulum chaperone complex.
AUGCAGCUGGUGCUGGCGGCGUGGCUGGCCCUGAGCCUGCUGGCAGGGAUGGGGGCCGAGGACAUGUGUGGGGCCCCCCCUGCCAGUCCGGCCCACUCCAUCCCUGCACCCCAGCUCAGCCCUGAGGAGCGGCUCUCGCCCCAUAUGCCCGAAUCUCUGCGCUGUGACGCCUGCCACGCCAUCGCCUUCCAGAUUGAAGAGCAGCUGCGCAGGGUGGAGGGGAAGAUGGGCAGGAAGACGCUGAGCGAGUCUGACUACGUGGAGGUGCUGGAGAGGAGCUGCUCGCAGGGCUGGGAGAGCUACGGGGUGCAGGAGGUGGAUGGGGAGAAGCGGCUGGCAGGGCCAGGGCUGCUGAGACAGGAGCUCAUGAGCGUGAUGGUGAUGGGGGGACCCUGGCCAGGCAGGUUGUCCAAGAUGUGCCACAGCUACGUGGGCGAGCAGGGAGAGGCACAGAUCUACGGGGCACACCAGCAGGGCCCGGCCGCCCUCCGGGAGCUGCUCUGCCACGGGGAGAAGGGAGCCUGUGCCAGCGGCAAGGCCGGGGGGCCGGCCCCCCCCAAGGCGCUGCAGAAUGAGCUGUAGCCCUGGUGUGGUUAAUGCUUAAUGCCCUGGUGACCUUCGGAACCAACUUCGUCCCCAGCGAGAGCCAACACGUGCCAGGAGGUGGGCACCUUCCUGGUGUCACCCAUCAUCAGCGUCGCAAAUGUCCCUCAGUGCCCAGCCCAGUGCCAGGAGGAUGCCGGCAGCAGCCGGUGCCCCACGCUGCCGGACCCCCUGCGGGCUGGGAAUUACUCUGUAACCUGCCAACUCUAAUGUUUUACCAACGUGGUGCUCAGGGUGGGGGUGCCCUGGCCCUGCAG